GUCACGUCUCUAAAACGGAUAAUUAGUGUUCAGCACUUAACGCAGAUACAUACAUAUUCUAAGGGAACAGCAAUCGGAGUGUUGCAAAGUCUAUGAAAAGCAUCCAACUUUAUCGACUGCGACUUAGAAAUGGCUUCAAGCUCCCAGAAGAAGAGGAGGAAUGAUUGUGUCGGCAAAAAUUCCAAACUCUUGAGCAGGACAAUGGGAGCCAUGGACAGCCUAAGAAAGCAGGGCAGUUACUGUGACGUAGUACUUGUGGUAAAAGGGAAAUGUUUUCCUGCCCACAAAGUAGUGCUGGCGGCUACUAGCCAAUUCUUCAACAUCAUGUUCACUAGCAGUAUGAAGGAGUCCAAGUCCCGUGAGGUGGAACUUCAGAGUGCUGAGCCUGAGGUCAUUGAAUUGAUGUUAGAAUUUAUCUACACGGCUGAGACUUCAGUGAAACGUAGUAAUGCCGUGUCUUUGCUGGAUGUUGCCAACCAAUACCAGAUUGAGCCUUUGAAGAACAUUUGUGAAGAGUUCCUCAAAGGACAGCUUGAUGCAACAAACUGUUUAGGAUUCUUGUCUCUGGCAGACUGCAUGGACUGUCCUGAGUUGAAGUCGGAAGCUCAGAACUUUCUCCAGGAACACUUCACCGAGGUCUGCAAAAUGGAGGAAUUCUCGCAGCUGAGCGUUAAAGAGCUCAAACAUCUGCUGCACCAGAGCCACCUCUUUCGGCCCACUGUGGACGAGGUACAUACUAUUUAUGACGCUGCAAUACACUGGCUGAAGUUCGACAUAACAAACAGAGAGCAGUACAUCGUGGAUGUGCUGAGAAGUGUCCACUUUCCACUUUUCUACAGAAAAUUCCUGCUCAAGAUGUGGCAGGCCAAGCCCCCCACUCAGAAUAAUUCUCAGUGCCUCAAUAUGAUCAUCAGUGGAAUGUGCUACUAUUACCUGCAGUCCUCGGAAAAGCUCAAGUGUUUGGGAGAGAGCAGCAGACGACCACGACGCAAGAAGUUUGAGUACAUAAUCGCUUUGUUUGGAGGAUCGCGGCCGCACUCCUGCUACUACUACCAUCCAAAGAACUCCAGCUGGGCAGAUAUCCGCUGCCCAUAUAAUGAGUGUCGGGACGCCACGGCUGUCUUUUGUGACAACGUGGUCUACAUCCUGGGCGGCUUGCCGCUUAACCUCAUUAGACAUAUGUACUGCUACAAUGUCCUGAAAGACGGCUGGUUUUUUAAGCAAGGGCCUCCCACACCCCGGAGACGCUUCGCAGUCUGCGCCACCAAGGGCAAGAUCUACACAUCUGGAGGCUGUGAAGUGAGUAGACAUUUAGGAUACUCUGCCACGGACCUUUUCGAGUGCUACGACACAAGAACCCAGACAUGGGAAGCCAAAAGCAGCAUGCUGAUGUGUCGCUGCAACCAUGGCUCAGUGGAGGCCAAUGGACUCAUUUACGUUUGUGGAGGAUCUGUGGGCAACCCGGUCUCUGGCACGGUCAUCGACGACUGUGAGACGUUUGAUCCCAGCACCCAACAAUGGAGAUCACUGGCCGCGAUGAAAGAGCCCAGGAAGAACCACGGGUUGGCGGUGAUCGACAACACAAUCUAUGCUUUUGGAGGACGGGGGAAAAAAGGUCCACUAAACACGGUGGAGUGCUACGACAUUGCCAGUGACACAUGGAACGCAGCCCCACGGAUGCCAUUGUGCGGCGAAAUUGUCAAGUGUGCCGUCGUAAGGGAUGUGGUUUACGUGUUCGUGGGGCAUAAAGGAGCUUCCCGGCUUGGACGGGUGAUGGAGUACCACACAAACUGUGACAGAUGGAUGACCAAUUAUCAAAUGUUUCACAUGCCGACCAGCCUGGUUUGUGCCUUCAAAACAUGUGGUGGCGGUAACGAGGAGCACCGCGGGCUUCUCGGAGAUUCCCAGGAAGCGAGCGACUCUGUUGCCACCUUGUCGUCAACAUUGUCAUCCUUAACGAGCACAGAGGCGUAAUUAACUAUAGCUGCCAUGUUUAUGUUGAUUUUGUUUUAUUUAUAAGUGAAAAUA
Nerophis lumbriciformis (worm pipefish) is the source of this 2028-nucleotide messenger RNA. RefSeq names its product kelch-like family member 7 (gene klhl7). Gene Ontology annotation, molecular function: protein binding. The record is from RefSeq and is a predicted model, not a curated record. Lineage: Eukaryota; Metazoa; Chordata; Actinopteri; Syngnathiformes; Syngnathidae.